UGCGCCUCCCGCUGCCGUGCGCGCGUCCCCGUCCGGGAACGAUCCCGGCAACGAUCCCGAUCCCCGUCCCGGGAACGAUCCCGAUCCCCGUCCGGGAACGAUCCCGAUCCCCGUCCGGGAACCGUCCCCAUCCCGCGCUUCCCCCUGGCAGCGGCCCCGGGCAGAGCAGUGCAAUCAUGGCAUCCAUGGAAGAAAACUUUCCUCGAGGAGGCAUCCAGAAGAAACCUGCAGAGGGAAAAACACCCAAGCCAAAGUCAGAGCGGGACAAUUUGUUUGAUGUUCAACAUGAAGAAAAAUCCCAGAAAAGAAAAAGAAGCCAGAAGGAUCAAGAAAAGCCGAAAAGGUUCAAGGCAGACAAAACUGUUAAAGCUGCUGUUAAAGACGAUGUUAUGAAUAUUGGACCACUCACAAUUGAGGCACUCAGUGAGGGCAUGCUGCUCCUUGGCUGUAUCAAAGAGGUCAGUGACUACGAGCUCACCAUCAGUUUGCCCAACGGCCUCUCCGGGUUUGUGCCGGUCACGCAGAUCAGCGAUGCCUACAGCAACCUGCUCACCAAGCAGGUGGCCCAGGGAGAAGUCCUGGAGGAGCUGAAUUCUCUCCCAGACCUGUUUUCUCCAGGGACACUGGUCAGGUGCAUCGUGACCAGCAUUGAGAAAAGUGACGAUGGACGCCGCAGUGUCAAGUUAUCGAUUGACCCCAAGAAGGUCAACAAGGGCCUGAACUCUACAGCACUAGCAGCAGGCAUGCUGCUCUCUGGUUCUGUGUUGAGUGUAGAGGACCAUGGCUACCUCAUAGAUAUUGGUGUCACUGGAACUCAUGCUUUCCUGCCUCAUCAGAAAGCCAAAAAUUACAUCAAAGCAGCCAAGAAAGGGCCUGACUUGAAAAUAGGCCAGAACCUGAACUGCCUGGUUGUGGAAGUGAAGAAUGAGGGCAGGGUUAUCUGUUUGUCCAUCGAUCGAUCAGAGGUGGCUGCAUCCAUUGCCACAGAGCGACAGAACUGGGCACUCUCUAAUUUAUUGCCAGGGCUGGUGGUGAAAGCUCGAGUGCAGAAGGUGGCCCCACUUGGGUUGAAACUGACUUUUCUGUCUUACUUCACUGGCAUUGUGGAUUUCAUGCACAUGGACCCAGAGAAAUCCAUCAGCUAUUCUCCAGAUCAAGUGGUGAAGGCCUGUGUGCUGUCCGUACACCCCACGUCGCGCGCGGUGCGGCUCACGCUGCGCCCGCCCUUCCUGCACGCCGGGGGAGCCCCACGGCAGCUCCCCGGGCAGCUCAUGGGGGCUGUGCUGGAGGAGGCCACCCUGAAAGCCUUCUACAAACAGUUUGGGGCCAUCUUUGAGCUUGAUGAUGGCACUCUGGCAUUUGCACGGUUGAAGCAUCUUUCAAAAACCAGAAAAUCCUUUAAACCUGAAGCAUUUAAGGAAGGUUGCAAACAUAAAUGUCGGAUCAUUGACUACAGCCUGAUGGAUGAGAUGUGUAUUGUAUCUCUGAAGAACCAGAUUAUUGAAGCACAGUUUCUGCAGUACCAGGAUAUCCACACAGGUGAUGUGGUGCAGGGCAAAGUGCUCUCUCUAAAGCCCAUUGGGAUGCAGGUGAAAGUGGCUGAUGGGAUUAGAGGACUUGUGCCAUCCCUCCAUCUCUCUGAUGUGAUCCUGAAGCAGCCUGAGAAGAAGUUCAGCAUAGGAGAUGAAGUCAAGUGUCGGGUGCUAGAGUGCAAUCCUGGAGGAAAGAAGCUGAUCCUUACUCUAAAGAAAAGUCUCGUCCAGUCAAAGCUUCCAAUCCUCUCAAAUUAUGAAGAUGCAAAGCCAGGCCUGAUCACACAUGGCUUUGUAGUGUGUGCAAGGGAGUUUGGCUGCAUUGUGAAGUUCUACAAUGAUGUCAAAGGUCUGGUACCCAAGAAUGAGCUGGGCUCAGAACCCAUAUCUUGUCCAGAUAAAGUCUUCUAUGAAGGCCAGGUUCUUAAAGUAAUGGUCUUAAAAUGUGAGCCUCAGCAGGAAAGACUCUUGUUGUCCUUCAGAUUAUCAAGCAAGCCUGGCCCCGAGGACAAAUGGAAAUGUACUCCAAAGGAGAAACAGGAAAUGAAGUACCAACUAGGAGAGAUGGUUGAUGUGAAAAUCUUGAAGAAGAAAGAUAAUGGUUUAGAAGUUUCCAUCGUAGAAGAUGAAGACAAUGUGGUAGCCUGGAUCCCCAUGCUGCACCUCUCUGACUUUGUUGCUACCUCCAAGCUCCUGUGGCACUGUCUUCAAGAGGGAGAUGUCCUGCCCAGAGUUCUGUAUCUAAGUGACAAGGGAGAGCACAUUAUCUUGAGUAGAAAGUCUGCAGUGAUUUCUGCUGUACAGGAGGAGCAAGUUGUGAGAAGCUUCUCUGAAAUCCAGCCUGGGAUGCUCUUAACUGGUUAUGUGAGGAAUGUGAUGCCCUUUGGAGUGUUUGUGGAGUUCCCUUUUGGUGUGACAGGACUGGCACCUAAAGUGAGCAUGAGUGACAAGUUUGUGACAGACACCAAGGACCACUUUGUGGUGGGACAGACUGUGAUUGCAAAGGUGAUGAGCAUUGAUGAGGAGAAGCAGCGUGUGCUCCUCAAUCUGAAGGUGUCUGAGUGCAGCUCAGGAGAUUCUGCUGCAGAGAGCUUUGGCCUCCUGAAUCAGUAUUUCAAGGAGCUGAAAGAAAUCAGGGACUUGCUGAAAAGAGGAGAGCCCAGCGUUUGUGAGUUGGUGCCUGGUAAGAGGGUGCAUCUGGUCGUGCAGGAUGUGAGGGAGGAUGGCUCAGCACUGUUCAGUGGCAGCUCUGUCACAGGCCUGACUGUAACCGCCACCCGCUACCAUUUGGGAGACAAAAAUAUUGCUCCUGGUGAGAAAAGGAAGGCAUUGGUUCUUCAUGUGGAUGCCCUCACAUCUGAAGUGUUUGUUUCUCUUCGGGAAGAACUGUUAAAGCAAAGGCCCAAGCGACGGCUCCGAGAGAACUCGCAGCACUCCGUGGUGGUGCAGCACAUCACAGAGCACUUUGCCAUCGUGUCUCUGCCGGAAACAGGCCAGCUGGCAGCUGUGCCCAUCGCCUGCCACCUCAACGACACCUUCCGCUUCGACUCGGAGAAACUCAGGGUGGGACAGACAAUCUCUGCCACCUUAAAAUCCGUGAAGGAGAACAAGCACGGGGUCUUGUUAGCAGUACAGGGCCCAGCCAAGAAGAAUGUUUUUGUGAGGGUGCGGAACGAGUCAGAGACAGCCCUGGAGGAGAUGCUGCCUGCUGUGAAACACUCGCUGUCCCCGGGGGAUGUUGUCACCGGUACCGUCAAAUCUGUCAAACCCACCCACGUCACUGUUGCCAUUGAUGACAAGCUGACAGGUUCAAUCCAUGCGUCCCGGAUCCUGGAUGAAGUGCCCAUAGGCUCUUUUCCUACUUCCACUCUGAAAGCUGGACAGAAAGUGACUGCUCGAGUCAUUGGAGGCAGAGAUGUGAAUACUCACAGGUGCCUGCCAAUCACCCAUCCACACUUCACACAAUCCAUUCCAGAGCUCAGCAUUCGACCAAGUGAACAAGAAGGGGAAUUCACAGCAAUGCUGAACCUUAAAGAAGAAGGUUCCCUCAAGAAACUUGGACUCUAUGAUGCUGGACAGACAGUCACCUGUUUUAUAAAGAAGUAUAACAUGCUCAAAAACUGGCUGGAGGUGGAAGUUGCCCCUGACAUUCGAGGAAGAGUUCCUCACCUGCUGCUGUCUCUGAACACCAAGGUCUUAAAACAUCCAGAAAAGAGCUUUAAAAGUGGCCAGGCAAUAUCAGCUACAGUGACUGGAACAGAUGCCAGUGAAACAUGCCUCUGCUUGUCACUCACAGGAAUUCAGUCACUGGAGCAGGAUACCAUCUCUGUAGGCAUGGUAACAAAGGUGACUCCACAUGUUGGCUUGACCAUUGCACUGCCAGAUGGGAAAGCUGGCAGAGUCAGCCUCUUUCACCUGAAUGAUACUUACACAGAGGAUCCUCUGGGGAACUUCAAAAUUGGCAAGAUUGUCAGGUGCUACAUCCUCUCCAAUGAGAAUGGUAAAAUCCAGUUGUCUCUCCGGCAGUCCCGGCUAAAUCCAAAGAUAAACAGCAAAGUGGAGGAUAUUGAAAUAACAAGUAUUAAGGAUGUUAAAAAAGGCCAGCUAGUGAGAGGCUAUGUCAAAUCAAUCACUCCAUCAGGUGUAUUCUUUGGAUUGUCCACUUCUCUCCUGGGCCGAAUUCUGUUCCAGAAUGUUUCCCCAUACUUUGUACAGAAACAUUCCUUAUAUGAAAAGUACCUGCCUGAAGGAAAACUGCUCACUGCCAAAGUACUUGGGGUAAAUAGAAAAGAAAAACAUAUUGAGCUCUCUCUCCUGCCUGAGGACACUGGGAUGCCAAGUGUCUUGCCUGAAUCCCUAGGCCUACCACAAUAUGGAGCAGAGGAAGAGAAAAAAACAGAGGAAGAGAAAAGAGAGACAGAUGAUGAGAAAAAAGGAGAAGAGCCUAAGCUGAAGAAAAAAAGGAGAAGAGGAAAUGAUGAAAGUGGUCAGUUGCAGGAGGCAAAGCCAAAGAAGAGGAAGAUCUGCCCAGCAGAUGAAAAUGACAGUGGAAUUGAGGUGUAUUACCGUGAGGAGGAAGAGGAUGACCAGGAGGAAGAGGCAGCUAAAAAGAAAUCUACGGUAAGAAAGCCUGGUGAAGCUCCCAGGCUGCAAGUCUCCAUGGGCUUCACCUGGGAUGAAGACAAUGCAAUGGAUAUACCUGUGCUGGAUCAGAAGGAAGAGAGCUCAGAGAGCGAGGAGGAGGAGGAUGUGCAGUCCAAGCUAAAGAAACGAACAAAGAAGGAGAAGGAGCUGGAGAAGCAGAAGAAGGAGAAGGAGCUUUGCAAAGUGGAGGCGGCUCUCAUGGACCCGAGCCGGCAGCCCCAGUCCGCCGAUGACUUCGACCGCCUGGUGCUGGGCAGUCCCAACAGCUCCAUCCUCUGGCUGCAGUACAUGGCUUUCCACCUCCAGGCCACAGAGAUUGAGAAGGCCAGAGCUGUGGCAGAGAGAGCACUUAAGACAAUCAGUUUCAGGGAAGAACAGGAGAAGCUGAACGUCUGGGUAGCUCUGCUGAACUUGGAGAACAUGUAUGGUACUGAGGAGACACUGAUGAAGGUCUUUGAGAGAGCAGUUCAAUACAAUGAGCCUCUGAAAGUCUUCCAGCAUCUGUGUGACAUCUAUGCCAGUUCUGAGAAGUACAAGCAAGCAGAAGAAUUGUACCACACCAUGCUGAAGCGUUUUCGUCAGGAGAAAUCCGUGUGGCUGAAAUUUGCCUCUUUCCUCCUGAAGCAAGGCCAGGCUGAGGCUACACACAGGCUUCUGGAGCGUGCUCUCAAGGCUCUGCCCACCAAAGAACAUGUGGAUGUCAUUUCAAGGUUUGCACAGCUGGAAUUCCAUUCUGGGGACACAGAACAUGCCAAGGCCCUCUUUGAGAGCACCCUCAGCAGCUAUCCCAAGAGGACAGACAUUUGGUCCAUCUACAUGGACAUCAUGAUCAAGCAUGGCAGCCAGAAGGAAAUCCGAGACAUCUUUGAGAGGGUGAUACACCUGAGCUUGGCACCAAAGAAGAUGAAAUUCUUCUUCAAACGCUACCUGGAUUAUGAGAAGAAAUUUGGUACAGAAGAACGUGUCCUGGCUGUUAAAAGAGCAGCACUUGAGUAUGUGGAGACCAAGAGUUCCCUUGCUGACACCUAAGUGUGGUGCAAGUGAAAGCAGAGAGACUUAGCUUUCCAUGCAGUGUGGGAACUGAGGACUGUGGAGUUCUGCUGUGACUGUCCAUGGACAGUUUCUGGAGAAUAUUGGUAUGUGACCAAUUGGAAAGAACAAACAAAUGAAAAUAUUUGAUAAAUGUUUGCAGCUUUGUCCAGAAGUUACAAAUAAUCCUGUUGAUGACAUGUUUUUAAAUAUAAACUGUUUUAUAAUCAAAAGAAA
This is a messenger RNA of Melospiza georgiana, 5942 nucleotides long. It is a transcript of the gene PDCD11, whose product is annotated as programmed cell death 11. Gene Ontology annotation, cellular component: nucleolus; nucleus; small-subunit processome. The transcript has 36 exons. NCBI's taxonomy places the organism in Eukaryota, Metazoa, Chordata, Aves, Passeriformes, Passerellidae. The record is from RefSeq and is a predicted model, not a curated record. Gene Ontology annotation, molecular function: protein binding; RNA binding. The coding region runs from base 177 to 5705 and encodes 1842 amino acids. Gene Ontology annotation, biological process: rRNA processing.